CCAGCCUCCACGAAAGCGAUCCCCAUUCCAAAAAUACCAAUGGUGAUGCAGACAUUCACAAUCAAUCAAUGAAAUGAUACGAUUACGAAUCGAUGAUGUAGAUGAGAAGUGUCGGACAAGGGUUUAGGGUCCCGUAGACAUUAACUCGUCGAACAAAUCAACAGCUGUGAUGCGUCUGCUCAUCUGACACAACAUAGUAAAUUAGAAGGGUUAUAGAAAUACGAGAAACUACCGCAGAGAAAAAGCCUCAGAUUUUCUACUCGUAGAAGUCUUGAGACACAACUCGAACUUUUAUAUCUCUACAAAGACAUCAAGCGAAGAACAAACUUGGACUCUUCUUGAAGAAUCUGCUCACACGCACACACACCCAAAUAUUUCGCUAAUCUUGCAACAAGAGGCGCACACCAGCGGAAGGCCCCCGCAAGGCACAACACGCUCCUCGUCCUCACAUGCUGCCGGUGACGGACAAUAUUGGCGGCGUUGGCCCCGACCCACAGCCAGCGACCGUCCCGAAUCAGCAACCAAUCCAAGAAUUGGCGCAAGACAAUGCUGAAACCGUCGGUAAGAACGUCACCAACGACAAAUUUUCCGAGUACCAAAUCGGCAGUAAAGUCUCGUUCUUUUACGACUGCCACUACAGCAAAGUCUGGCGCUACGUCCUCGCCGACCGGGCGUACCACCAGUUUGAACACAGAGAGGUGAAGGCGAAGACCAAGGGAGCGGGAAAAAAGAUGCAGGAUGCUGGAGGGUCGGCUACUGCAGCUAGUAGCGAUGGAGCUCCUGCGGUGGUUGUUGUUCCGAGUAUUGGUGCCGUGGAUCAGACCGGCACAGUGACCACGAACGGGGGGAACAACGUUCCCAAUGUGCAGCUUGUUGCAGCGCCAGAGCUCCUGCUGGGAGGACAACAGAACCAAACUUCUACCACCACCAACAUGACGGCGAAGGUCGCGGGAGUCGAAAUUUCGAUGUCCAUCACGACAAAUAACGGUGGCGGGGGUCGCCCCGUCGUGGCGAUGGAAACGACUACUUCUACUGCAAAAACUGCCGGUGACGACGGAGCAGCUCCUUCGGCCGCUUUGAAUAGUAAUUCGGAACAACUCGAGCAGCCGGAGUUGAAAAUCCGGCGCAAGGACAAUCAGGGUAAGUCUAAGUAGAGAUGAUCAUGGUAGGACGCUUUUUGACUCUGAUUCUUCUUUUGAUAAAGCACGCACGUGUUCGCGGGCACGUUGAUGUUCAUCAAAUUAAUUCAAAAUGACCAUGUUUCAUACUAUGUGUAUGCACCCGAAAACAGCUGCUUCCGCCGAGGCUAAUAUCACCGACACUGCAACCACUUCCGUCGACCAGCAGGAAACUACUACCAAGCACGAGUACAUGCUGCGUCCGAUCUGGGGCCUCGCGCACGGCUGGGUUGAGGGCAAGGUGGUCGACUUUCUCUACGAGCGCAACACGGAGAUUCCGGACUCUGUGGUCAAGGGUUUAGUCGUGGUCCCGGCGGAAAAGUAUUGCUUCGUGGAGGCGGGAUCGGGCUACGUGGAUGAAAAGUUCCAGUAUCGGGUGUACGAUAAGGUACUAGAUAGUGUUGCACAAAUUUAGUCUCUUAUACCAAAGAACUUUUGUUCAACAUGAUUGCAAUAUGCUUUUUGUUUUUCUUUUUGAUGGCAAAUAAAAACGCCAGUGAGUGACUGUUGUGUGUCAACCAAGAUGCGUAUAGCAUCUAUUAGUAUCCCCCACUCCUUCAGGUGAAUGUCGAGCUGUUGCAGUCCGUGGAAUUAACGGGGACCACCGAGGUUGAGAUGGUUGAUGUCGACCACCAGCAACUCCUGAACGGGAAAGCCGAGAAAGACGGAAACAAAAUCCGUGUUGACGAGAAGCAACAACUGGCUCCUGUGGAAAACAAGAUCGAUCUCAGCCUGUUCAUCCUGCGUUGGUUCGAUUACUGGUCUGACAAGCGAAAGUCCGAGUACAAAAUCACCCAGGAGUGGCCGGUUUACUCGUUGAUCGAGCAGGCCGGGGUGAAGGCGGCGGUGGGGAAUCGCUUUGAAUGUUACGAACUGUUCUGCUUCGACGAAGAGUGUUUGACGAGUUUCGUGCAACAGCACGUUUUGCAUUUGCCGGAGGAGAAGAAGAAGGUGGAGCAACUACAUCAAACAAGCGUCGUGAAGAUGCAGCAGCUGGCGCAGCUGCAGGAGCAUGUUCUUGACCAGCAUGAUCCAUCUUCCACUACGACCAAGAGCUGCAGCAAGCGUCGACCCUUCGCUGAUCUGCUCGUCGGGAAGGCGAAGUGCGGGCUGUACUACUUGUGGCCGGCGGAGCGGGAGUUCGGUCCGGAAAACCGGCACCCGAAAAGUGACGCUGGGAUGGUGAAGGAGUCCGUGUUUUUCGAGUUCAUGCGGCAAAUGGAGAACACGGAGAUUCAUACCCGGUACCCGGCGCCCUCGCAUUUGUACCGGCAACUGUGUGGGAAACAGUACUACAACGCGGGGUGCCAGAAUCGGGAAUUGAAAACCCCGGCGACCACCCGGGUGUACGCGACCAGUAUCAAGAAGGACAGUCUGAAGGCCGCGAAAAACGCCAUCAACGCACUGCGAAUGAUCCGGAAGAACGUCUGGGGAAAUGAACCGAUAGUGCCGAGUGUUCCGCUGGUUGGUGAAGUAGAUCAGGCGAAGAAGAUGAGCUACAAGAAGGGUUGUAUUUCUCUAGUGAAGCAGCUGGAGCCGGUCGUCACUCUGAACUCUGACAGUACAACCAGUGAUGAAUCCCCCGCCUCGACCAACUCGGGUGCCGCGGGUGAUGCAGGGGAGCAGAUCCUCGUCCAACAAGCCCACGACAGUCCCCUACCUCCUCCUGACGACGAGGCUGUCCAAGGAACGACCAAAGAAGAAAGCCAAAUGAUGUCCGGUGUGGUGAAACUCGGUUUUUCCUGGAUGGGCGUAGACGUCAAAGUGUGGCACGGGGCGGAGGAUUUGGCGAAAAAGUUGGAAUCCAUGAUCUGCUGCCACAAGGGCCAGAUUGCGACGUCGGUGAUCGUGCAGGAGUUGGUGCCGGACCGCAUCGCGGAACUGCGGAUCCACGCGUUCGGGGUGCCGAAGGAAAGUCGCGCGGUGGUUCCGACGGAUUUUGUGCAGCGGCGGGAGAUGAAGAGGUUGGAGAAGCCGUUGGUGGACGUGAAGCGGAAGUUGGAUGUGUUGGAGAAGGAAAACGAAAAGCUGUUGACUCGGGAUGCUGUUGCAGUGAACAUCGGAAAGGACGAUGUCGUGAUGGUGCCAGCAGAAGAUGAUGGCACGGUUAUGGAAAGUUAUUCGACAGGAGAGAAAAAGGUAAAGAUCAAUAGUUUUCGUACAUUUGCUGUCUUCCUUGACUCAGCGGUCGUUAGUGAUUUGCUUUAUGAAUACGAAUACCCAGGAGCUCCGAAAAACGCGAACUCCGUAUACAAUGAAUUCUGAAAAAGUAGCAGAGUAAAAUGAGCUUUUUAACUUUUGUAAGUAUUUGACAUCUACAAAAAAAAACAAGUAAAUUCCAUUGACGCACAGAUCCAAGAGUUGCGGGACCAGAUACGCGACAUGGAGCAUUUAUUUAAGCUUUCAGGCUACGACGCGGCGGAAAUCUCAAACUGUGCGGAACACAACUUCUACAACGUCCAAAAGGAAAUGGACCUGACGCGAAACGGGGAUUUUGACAUGAAGGUCGCCUACAUGGGGAUCGAGUCGAACGUGAACAACGCGGGGUUGGAUAUGACGGGACACAUCAACCAGACCCCGAAGCAGGCGUUGGAAGCGAUUUGGGGUGGUGACGGAAUCCUUCAAGCCAAGAUGGAGGAGCAGGCGAAGGAAUUGACGCGGAAGUGGCUCACCUGGUACCACAGUGAGUGGCCGGAGUUGAACUGUCCCAGCAACGGGCGGUUUGAUUACCAUGUGGUCUGGAACAAGGAGACGAUGAAGGAGCCGGAGCUAUGGGUCUGUGAGAUAACCGAAUGUGGGGCGAGUUUGUGUGGCUUGCCGAUCCAGGUUAUGCAAUAAGUACAAACUUCCUGCACACGUGCAAAAUGCGUGACAAAUCUAGAGCACCCCUGGAGCGCAUCGCUUGCCAUGCUGAAUAGAAUUAAAGAAACUCUCUGUCAUGCAGAAGACGCGUUCAAAGUUGUGCGCGUGCAGGAAAUUUCCUUUGAAUACAGGCCCGGAACACCGCCAUCGUGAAUAGCUGCCUGUCGUUGUUGGAUGCGGAUGCGGGGGAGCGGAUGGACUUCGUGGCGGGGGAACAAGCGGAAGUAAACUCGGCGAAGAAGACAAAAUUUUUGGCGUGGCCGUGCGGAAGCUGGGACUUGUUCAGCGAGGAGUACGGUGAUGGGUCCAAACGUAUUUGGUACGAUUGGCCGGAGUUUUGAACAAGGAGAGCGGGGUUCUGUCAUUACCUCCAUUCGGGGAAUAGAGCGAGUACAUCAAUUGCACUUUAAUAUAUUUACGAUUUUUUAAAUCUGCAGGUACUAGGAUCGAUGAUGAUGAAGAUGCACCCGGCUGGCUUCUGCUUGCUUUAUAUCGGUUUAGGCUUACGCUUAGGGUUAAGGAACUGCUUCUGCCUCAUCAAGGAACGUCCUUCGAAGUACAGCUAAGAACUUCCAAUACAACCGAAGUGACCGGCUUCUGAGGAAGCUACGCCAGAUAGAUUUGCAGUGAGGUCUUCCUGUAGAUUCUGCAACGCUUACGUUUGAAAGUAGGUAGAAAUACUUACAACACAAAAUCCUUGAGGCGCGCGGCUGUUUCUCGGCUUUCGUUAUGAUUCGGCCCCGAUCUACUCUCACGAUUCAAAUUCAUCACUGCAGGAGUCGUUCCGAGUAAUUUCUCGCAGGCAUUCCUCUCUGACAGUCUCUCUCCACCACAGAUAAAGUAGUACUAGAACAAGCCUAUUGCUUAAAGAUCGACAUCCCUUCCACACGAUCGAGUGCUUGCUUGGUAAUGAAACGUCAGCAUGUGCACGACCUUCUGUAUGUGUAUUCAUUGCAGCGAGCGACUGCUCAUUUAUUAUACUGGAGUCUUCUAAAUGGCUUUCGUUUUGAUUUUCUACUUACACGAAGCGGUUGCAACAUCAAUACAAAAAAUAUGAUCGGAUCUCCUACAACGCUCGCAUUUUCAUUCUUUUAUGGAAAAAAUGAAACUUCCGACUCUGAGCUAGUGCUUCAUCUACUAUGCUCCUGAAACCCUCGACACACGACGUUUUUAUCUGGUCUACGAGGUCAUGCAAAUUCUCGGAUCAGCAUCAAUCUGCACAUUCAACUGCUUAUCCUAAUCGGAAAAUUUCCAAAACGAAGAUUUUUUGUAAAGAGAGAGCGCAUUGAUUUAUAGAAGGAAGCACGACCGCAGUUUGUAGACGUCUACGUGUGCGGUAGACACCAUGCGCAGUGGACAGCGGUCUCUUGUGUUCGUCGAGGGGGCAC
Molecule: messenger RNA, 5428 nt
Organism: Amoebophrya sp. A120
Lineage: Eukaryota; Dinophyceae; Syndiniales; Amoebophryaceae
Source: the annotation of a GenBank genome assembly